This is a messenger RNA of Colletotrichum godetiae, 746 nucleotides long. RefSeq lists its product as uncharacterized. The transcript has a single exon. The annotation marks the transcript as partial. Lineage: Eukaryota; Fungi; Ascomycota; Sordariomycetes; Glomerellales; Glomerellaceae. The record is from RefSeq and is a predicted model, not a curated record.
GCAUGACAGAAGACAAUGUUCAUUCGUUGGUGUUGGUUCAACCCCUGUCCCUUCUUCCCCUCCUGAUCCCUGUUCUGCACAUGGCUACUUCCUCCUUUCUGCUUAGCCUAUCUCAAGUGACAGUAGCGCAGGUGCGUCCUGCUGCAGGUGCAAGACAGAAGUCCAGCGUUCUUUCCUCCAGUAUCCGUACGAAUACCUUUUUUAGUUCAGGGCAGUCACCAGUGUCAUUCUCCUUCCCGUUGAUCGUGACUUCCGCAACCUCCUUCCUGCCGUGCUUUCUACCUAAUCGCUUUGGGAUCAAUGAGCCCCCUUCUCAAAUGGGCCCUGCCUCUCUCUUUUGGCCCCUUUCCAUACCAGGUACUUGUGUCAUGUAUUGUCUCCGUGCCUGCCUCUAUCAUCUUGACAUCUGACGAUCGUCACCUCGAAUCAUUACACACCUCAUCAGGUACCUGAAGGGAAAGUGCUGAGAGUACGUACUUGUUGUGCCGUGCCUUCCAUGUCCCGGGCACUGAACAGUCCAGUUGGGAGAGAAAGAGGUAGGUACUCCUGUCAGGUACCUACCAAUGGGUCAGUCAGGUACUGAGAGGCAAGGAGAGAAUGUGUGCCUGGCCUGGCUAGCCCGCCUGCUCGCCUGCCCGCCUUCUCCAGGUGGCCUUGCUUAGCGCGUCCCAGGCUCCGUCCACUCCCGGCCUCCGUUCUUCAGUCCAGUCCCAAACUCCCAGGUCAGGCAGGAGGGAGCACUCCAG